AAAUCAAAUUAUAAAUUUUUAGCAUAAUUUUGGCUUUAAAGUAAAAAAUUACAAAAUGUCCUCUGAAAAACAGGAGCAAGAUAAAACAGGCGCACGAUCGUCAGCAGAAUCUGCUAAAAAAAGCAGAAAAAAGGAAGUCUUAACUACUGAUUAUGAUGAAGAAGUCGUGUUAGCUAGGGAAUGCCAGAGAAUGAGAUCAUUGACAUCAAUCCCUUGUAGAAAUAAGCCAACAAAUUCGGAAACCAGAAAAAAAGAAGUUUUAACAAAUGAUUCUGGCACUACGAGUGCAGAUGGUAACAGACAAAAAAUAUCAAUUGUGGAAACCAUUAAAAAAAGACCAAUGUCUGUACAUUAUGCUACCGAUGAACCAUCAGCAGUGAGCUCUAGAAAGAAUAAAGCAAAAUUUUUAAGUACUGAUACAAAACCGCUCACUGACAAAAUAGCGGCGGUUGAUCCUAAAAAGACUAAGCCUUCAAUUGUAGAAACCCUUAAAAAUAGUUUCAUGAAUUUGGAUAUCAGAAAAAUUAAGUCCUCAACUCUAGGUUGUGGUAAGGAUGAAUAUUUUGCCAGUGUAAAUAAUAUCACUGAUGAAUCUGGAAUAGAUGCGCUGCAAAAUGUUGACUCGAGAAAAAAUUCAACCGUAACUGCAAAUUACAGUAAAGGUGGGGCUAUUAUUGGUGAAUACAGUAAAAAUGAACAAUUAACAGGAGACUUCAGAAAAAUAAACGAACAGCCGUCAACUUCAUUUGAAACACUAGGUGAAAUGAAUGACAGAACGAAACAUAACGAAAGGGUGCAGGACCUAUUAAAGAAUGCAAUGAGUUUUUCUAGUACAAACGAAGAUUCAACCGAAUCCCAAGUUCAGCCUAACGGUUCAACAUUCAAGGAACGUUGUGCUGAAAUAUCCACGAUUUUUAAGCAAGUUUCGGAAAUAUACAUGAAUAAAAAUGAAACGGCAGAGGAACACAAUAAAUUAAGAGACUUGCAUAAUAUGUUGGCAGAGAGAUACAUAUCCAUGGCUUUAGCAACUGAGAACGAUGGCAUUCAUUUACACAAGAGUACUCUACAACAGAAAGUGGAAGAGAAAUAGGAAACCAUAACACAAUGGUUAGUCUUUCAAAACUAAUUUUAAUAAUUACAUAAUUUUAUACAGGGUCUUAUUUCUUUU
Teleopsis dalmanni is the source of this 1168-nucleotide messenger RNA. RefSeq lists its product as uncharacterized. The coding region runs from base 56 to 1090 and encodes 344 amino acids. NCBI's taxonomy places the organism in Eukaryota, Metazoa, Arthropoda, Insecta, Diptera, Diopsidae. The transcript has 2 exons. The record is from RefSeq and is a predicted model, not a curated record.